Messenger RNA from Microtus ochrogaster (prairie vole), 2160 nucleotides. RefSeq names its product alcohol dehydrogenase 1-like. NCBI's taxonomy places the organism in Eukaryota, Metazoa, Chordata, Mammalia, Rodentia, Cricetidae. Gene Ontology annotation, cellular component: cytosol. Gene Ontology annotation, biological process: retinol metabolic process; retinoic acid metabolic process. Gene Ontology annotation, molecular function: zinc ion binding; all-trans-retinol dehydrogenase (NAD+) activity. The record is from RefSeq and is a predicted model, not a curated record. The coding region runs from base 1 to 2160 and encodes 719 amino acids. The transcript has 11 exons.
AUGGGGUCACCUGGAAAGGUCAUCAAAUGCCGGGCAGCUGUUGCCUGGACAACUAAUGCCCCCCUUUCCAUUGAGGAGGUUGAAGUUGAUCCACCAAAGGCCGGUGAGGUCCGAAUUAAGAUUCUAUACUCCGGGGUCUGUGGUACUGAUAACCACAUCCUGGAAGGGAAAGACAAAAUGCCACUUCCUAUCAUCCUGGGCCAUGAGGGAGCUGGGCUUGUGGAGAGUGUCGGACAAGGCGUAACUACCGUAAAGCCAGGAGAUAAAGUUUUAAUGUUUCCGCUUCCAGAAUGUAGAAAAUGCAUCUACUGCCUCCACCCGAAGGGCAACCUCUGUGAGAAAGAGAAUAGUAUUCUCUCUCCGACGGGAUUAAUGUUGGAUGGAACCAGCAGAUUUACCUGCAGAGGGAAGAAAAUCUAUCAUCUUUACGGGACCAGCACCUUCACGGAGUAUACCGUGGUAGAUGAAAUUGCCGUGGCGAAGAUCGAUGCUGCUGCUCCCAUGGAUAAAGUCUGUAUCAUGAGCUGUGAGGUGCCGACAGGCUUUGGAGCUGUGUUUAAUACAGCACAGGUCACCCCUGGCUCCACCUGCGUGGUUUUUGGACUCGGAGGGAUCGGCUCAGCCAUUGUCAUGGCCUGCAAAGCUUCUGGUGCUUCUAGAAUCAUCGGGGUUGACAUCAACGAGCAGAAGUUUCGCCGGGCAAGAGCCUUGGGUGUCACUGAUUGUCUCAACCCUAGAAAGCUCCAGAAGCCUGUCCAGGAGGUGGUGAUGGAAAUGACAGGUGUGGGUGUUGACUUUGCCUUUGAGGCCAUCGGCCUCAUUGAAACCAUGGUCUCAGCGUUGAAGUCCUGCAAUAUGAGCUACGGAGUGUGUGUGAUUAUGGGAGUUGCUCCAACAGGUUCACAGCUCUCUUUUGACCCAAUGGUGCUUCUCCCAGGGAGAACCUUGAAAUCUUCUAUUAUGGGAGGGUAUAAAACCAGAGACGACAUCCCUAAACUAGUGACGGACUACGUACAAAAGAAAAUCAACAUAGACGCUCUUAUAACCCAUAAGCUGCCUUUUGAAAAAGUCAACAAAGCAUUCAAAUUGUUGCGAGAGGAAAACUGUACGUUCCAAGAAGAAUCCUGUUGUGGCGUCCUCUCUGCUGGCGGAGUCGCGCGCUCCAAGUGGUGCCAAAAACCCGGGACCUUGACAUCCAGGCACCAGGCAAAAGACCCUCAUGGCAGUGAGAGGAUUCAGAACUUGGACGUGCGGAGUGGCGGGGCGCCGCAACUACUGAGAACCCAAGACCUGAAAGUCUCGGAUGGAACUUUGAGGAAGUUCCUGGAGGACAUGGAUCAGGCAGCUCCUUGGUUCGCUGGCUUGGGGGACAUUAAUCUUCCCUGCUGGGAGAAAUUGGGUAAAGAUCUUGAGACAGCCAAAGAACAGGGCACACUCCGGCCGGGGACACUUCCCCUAUGGAGAUUAGUGAGGGCUUGUCUGAAGGAAGAUGAGGAGGAUCGGUUGGAUGAGGAGGAGGAGCAAGACUUAGAGGAAGCAGUAGCACAGUAUGCGAGAGAGCGGUAUAGUCCGGAAUAUACUAAGCCUCCGCCCUACAAUUCGUGCCGUAAGCCAAUGGUGUCUUCAGCGAUGUCUGCUUCCUUUAUCAAGCAUAGCACUUGGAAUAAAUUGGCCAGUGCUUACCCUGUUUUUCAAGACCCCAAUACAGGACAGAGAUAUCAUGAGCCAAUACGAUAUAAACAACUAAAGGAUUUGGCAGAGGCUGCACGGACUUACAGAGUGUCAGCCAGCUUUACUCUAGGAUUGGUGGAGAGUUUAGGGCAGUCAGCUAUGACCCUCGCUGAUUGGAUGAGCACAGUGAAAGCAUGUGUUUCUUUAGGACAAUAUCUGGAUUUUCAGUCUAUAUAUACUGAUCUUGCCAUUGCACAGGCCCGCGCUAAUGCAGCUAAUGGCAAUGUCGCUUGGACAGCUGAUAUGAUGCUAGGACAAGGGCAGUGGAUUAAUAACCACACAGGUUUUCCACUACAAGUAUAUCAGCAGAUUAAUGAAAUGGCCAUUAGGGCCUGGAAGUCUUUACCCAGUAGAGGGCAAGUGUCUGGCAACUUGACUAAGGUUAUUCAGGGGCCGACGGAGCUGUAUGAUGAACUACAUCAUUCGUAG